AUUCAGAUUUGGUGUAUCAUUGCAAGUCUUCACGUGGGAGGACAAUGUGACUACUUUACUGACAUUACUACCGGAUGUUCGUCGAAAUGUUCUGUAACUACUAAUAAGGAUCUCUCCUGUUUCAAUAAAACCCUGGAGUAUUUUGAGCGCACAUUAUUUGGAAUAAUGAGGAACUACGUCGCUUCGCAGCUCAACUUGGCGUCUCUUCCUUCAAAUCAUGUAGCUCUAACAGGGCAACAAAUCGUGUCUUCCACGCUCGAUGUGAUGGCUACAGUUCACUCUGCCAAUAUCGAGGAUGAGAAAGGACUCCUCACAGUUGAUGGCACCAGACCUAUAGUAGAAGCUCUCGUGAAUGAUGUUAUGUCCAAACCUCGUGCUAUGUACAACUACGUGUGUCCACAAGGAUGUGAAAGGUCCAAUACUCCCUGGCUUUGGUAUUUCAUCGCAUCUGCUGCUACCAACCUUUCACUUAUAGCCUUCGGAAUUUUUGCAGUAAUGCAGAACCACCGGAAAACUAAGAAACUGCUGAAACACGUCCAGAAAGGUCCAACGAACGCGAACAUGAAGACUGUCAAGCAAAAUUAA
Molecule: messenger RNA, 585 nt
Organism: Cooperia oncophora
Lineage: Eukaryota; Metazoa; Nematoda; Chromadorea; Rhabditida; Trichostrongylidae
Source: the annotation of a GenBank genome assembly